Messenger RNA from Folsomia candida, 3141 nucleotides. RefSeq lists its product as uncharacterized. The record is from RefSeq and is a predicted model, not a curated record. The coding region runs from base 1 to 3141 and encodes 1046 amino acids. The transcript has a single exon. Lineage: Eukaryota; Metazoa; Arthropoda; Collembola; Entomobryomorpha; Isotomidae.
AUGGAAGUCGUGAGGGAACUUCAUCCCAAGAAACCUUUCGCCCAUCUAAAAGUGGAUGGCAAGUACUUCUUAUGUGGCACAUGUCACGAUUCGCUGAAGAGUGGUGACGUGCCCAGGUUGUGUAUGUCAAACGGACUGUAUUUUCCUCCCAUUCCACAUCAAUUACAGAGCAUGACUAGCUUAGAGGAACGUUUGGUUGCAUUGAGGCUACCGUUUGCUCAGAUUAGAUCGUUAGGGAGCGACCGUCAGUACGGAAUCCGAGGGGGAGUAGUAAACGUUCCAAACGACAUGGACAUAGUCGCCAAAGUUAUUCCCCGCCGAUUUGAUGAGACGAGUACAGUUCAGGUUCAAUUGAAGCGCCGCAUGACUUAUAAACAUCCAUACAUGUUCCAAACAAUUCGACCAUACAAAGUUUUCCAUGCAGCAAAUUAUUUAGUACGUACCGAAUUGUAUAAAAAGGAAAAGGUAUUUCUAUCCUCAGACUGGGCUAAUAGUGUUUCAACAGACACAGUAGAAUAUAUAGUAAACCCAAGCGAUGCUACUCAAAGUUAUACAGACAUAGAAAAUAUUAAAGACUUAUCUAUCAGUGACAAAGCCGAAACUGAAGACAAUGAUCCACCGUUAACGGAAACUCUAAUGCAAGAAGAUCAACUAAUCAUGGCAGUGGGACCUGGGGAAGGAAUGCGCCCGUUGUCUUUACUUAUGGAUCUCGACGCCGAAGAGUUAUCUUUUCCAUCCAUUUACUGCGGCAUCAAACGAAAACUGAAUCCAGAAGCUAACUUGUCAUAUAGUGAUAUUGCAAAGUCCGAACUACGCAGAUUUGAUCCACGCUGCAGACGAGCAGACAAGAUCUUAUAUAGCUACCGUCUCGUUCAAACUCAUAGGAUCGCUAGUAACAUAAACAUAUGUCUUCGAAAAAAGAAAAAGCGUGGGAUCGUGAGUGUUGGAAACCUACUUAACAAGCAAUGUGUCCAGAGCUUAAUUCAACACGAUGACGGGUAUCGGCUUUUGUCAAACAUUGUCAACUCACCGUCAUAUUUGGAAGAGAAGAAGAAGGACGUAAUGGCCAUGAUUCGUCAACUUGGACUCCCAACAUUUUUCAUUACAACAUCAGCUGCAGAGACGAAAUGGCCCGAGUUGAUCUCCAUGCUCCAUAAUAGGAAGUAUGGGACCGUGUUAACUAAUGAAGAAGUUUCUAAUAUGAAGUUCGAUGCUAAAACGGAUCUCAUAAGACAUGACCCGAUAGGAUGUGUAAUGGCUUACGACAGACGGGAGAAGGCAAUGGACAGAUUUUUGAUCAAGCCAGUGGGUGGAAUCUUUCAUCCUUAUGUACACCAGGACUUCUUUAAAAGGAAAGAAGUUCAACAACGCGGGUCAAUUCACACACAUAGAAUGGAUUGGAUUAAGGAUGCUCCGACGUUUGACAAAGAAAAUUCGCUAACUCACCAAGCUUGUUGUGAAUUCAUAGAUGAAUUCAUAACCUGCAAGAAAGAUGAAUCCGAUGACAUGAAGGAAGUCCUGGCAUACCAAAUCCACAACCAUUCACAUACUUGCGAAGACAAACGUCGAGGAUGUAGGUUCGGUUUUCCAAUUGCACCUAUGAGGACGACAAGAAUACUACUUCCGUUACCUGCGAACCAAGUGAAGCAAUAUAAAGAACAAUUUGCCAAGAUUAAAGAAAAGCUUGCCACAUUUGGGCGACAUGCAGAAGAAAUUAACUUUGAUAGGUUUCUUGAAGAUCUGGAUCUUACUGAAGAAAAUUAUAUUUUCUCAAUUCGUACCAACCUCAAAAUUCCCAAAGUUUUUCUUCGACGUGGAACCCAUGAAAUUUACAUAAAUGCAUAUAAUAAGAAGCUUCUUUUAUGCUGGCGAGCAAACAUUGACAUUCAAUUUGUUUUGGAUCCCUAUUCUUGUGCCAGUUAUGUUGUGAAUUACAUAAGCAAGUCAGAUCGAGGCGUAUCGAAACUUUUACGACAGGUUAGCAAGGAAAUUAGGGACGGUAAUUUUAGUUUGAAAGAACGCUUAAGCUCAUUUGCCAAUGCUUUUGCGAAAUCCUCAGAGGUAUCGGCUCAAGAGGCCGCUUGCUGUUUAUUAAAAAUUCCUAUGACACAAAGUUCGCGUGACGUAACAUUUAUCAAUACGAGUAGACCUGACGACAGGGUAAUUUUCGUUAAGCCUGCCGACGAACUUGAGAAAAUGGAUCCAGAUUCAUGCGACAUAGCUCUCAAAGGAAUUUUAGAACGUUAUGUAGUGAGGCCAAGGGCAUUGGAUAAUCUUUGUUUAGCUGAUUACGUUGCAAACUAUAACUUUACCAAAGGAUCCUCUUCUCUGCGGAAGCAAAUUAAUCAACCGAUCACCUCAUUAAGUCUGAUUGACAAUAGUGGGUACAUAACUGAGAGAACAACUUCUCGAAUUAUCCGAUAUCGCAGAUUCGGUCUCCAUCAAGAUCCUGAGAAUUUUUAUAGAGAACAAAUUAUGCUGUAUGUACCAUGGCGGGAUGAAAACACAGAUCUUCUUGAUAUUGAUCAUGUUUCAGUUUAUCAAAACUUCUUAGAUCAAAUUACACAAAAACGACAAAUAUAUGAUCCAUGUUUUCUUGAAACUGAGCUAGAGGUAGGACUCAGUAUGGCACAGAGAGAUGAGGAAACUUUUGACAAUGCUUGGGUCGACCAUACUCCAAUCGAGUUCAUUGCCGAAGACCAAGAUUUUGCUGUUGAGUUAGGGGACUCAACUUCAAAGUUUAUGUCUAUUCGACCUCCUAAGUUGAUACCAACAGACGAUUACCUCAAGUUAAUGAAGACUUUGAACGAAUCUCAAAGAAGAUAUGUAUUGAACCUUUUGCAUAAUUUGAAAGCAAGAUCGGGACAAAAUUUCCACGUAAUUCAUGGGCAGGCCGGUGUAGGAAAGAGUAGAUUAAUUACUGCAAUAGUUCAGUGCAUAUUAAGGAUGUCGGACAAGGAACCUGGAUUAAGUGGUGAAGCAAUUCCUGUGCUAGUAGCAGCAGCAACAGGGAAAGCUGCAUUUAACGUUUUUGGUAUGACAUUGCACUCGGCAUUUAGACUCCCACCCAAUCAAUACGCAGGAAAAAUGACUCCACUGGAUCAUGGUUCAUGCAAUAUCUUGCGAUGUUUGAGGCUUUAA